GGGUACUGUACUGCCACAUGCGGUGUACUUGUGGUCUCACAUGAACAUACUGUAGUGGCUAAGAUUGUGAUCUAACAGGAAAAAGUUAUCUCCCACAAUUUUUAUUUAGUGAAAAAUUAAUGUUUGGUUUGUGAAUUUCAACCCUGUCACUGGUGAGGCUGAUAAGAAAUGAUGUUCCCAGGGGUUGUUGAUCCUACGGCAGAUGCUUUUAUUUGGACUAUAUAUGAUGGCGAUGAACAUGGCAAAUUUAUGGAACGACUGGAUACCAGGAUCCGAAAUCAUGACAGAGACAUUGAGCGUAUGUGUAACCACCACUACCAAGGAUUCAUUGACUCUAUUCGGGAACUUUUGCAAGUCAGAUCACAGGCACACAAACUCAAGACAGAAGUUGUAAGAAUAGAUGAUGAAGCUCAGGAAUCAGCCAAGAAGUUACUAACCAAGAGUGAAGAACUUGUCAAAACGAGAAAAGUCCAGUCCAACAUCUGUGCUGCGAUAGAUGCAUUGACGUUAUGCUUGCCGGUGUUAACCAUGUACUCCAAGUUGCAGAAACAGAUGCAGGAGAAGAGGUAUUACCCAGCACUGAAGACCCUGGAACAGUUAGAACACACAUAUUUACCACGGGUGGCCAGUUACCGAUUUGCCCAGCAGAUGCGUGACAAUAUACCAAGGGUACGAGAAGACAUCAAACAAGCAUCAAUGUCUGAUAUAAAAGAUUUCCUUGAAGCCAUUAGAAGGGUAUCAGCUCGAAUAGGUCAGGUGGCUAUGAAACAUGCAGCUCUACAGUACAACAUGGAUCCCAAACUAGCUGUGACAAGAAAUGAAAGACACGCACCUCUACCACCCAACCCAUUUACAGGUGAGACAUAUGAGGCUCAGUCUGAAGCCCAGAGUGACGAGGAAGAAGAAUUGUGUGCUCAAGAUUUGAUUGAUUUUGCCCCAGUGUAUAGAUGCCUACAUAUAUAUACUGUGUUAGGUGCCAGAGAACAGUUUGAGACUUACUACCGUCAGCAGCGCAGAGAACAAGCUAGACUGGCUUUACAACCACCUACUAAUAUGCAUGAGAAUCUUGAGGGUUUUCGACAGUACCUACAUGGAGUUGUUGGGUUCUUUGUGAUAGAGGAUCAUGUGCUCAACACAGGCAAUGGUUUAGUCACUAGGCCAUACCUGGAUGAGGUCUGGGACAUGGCUUCUGGGAAGGUUGUAAACAACAUUCGUAACCAUUCUUCAUACUGCACUGACACUCUGCUCAUGCUGAACAUUAAGAAUCUUAUUAUGCUAUUUGCCCAUACUUUACAGAACUAUGGGUACACGGUGAACCCUCUCCAUGAACUACUGCUGGAGGUGAAAGACCACUAUAAUGAGGUGUUGAUGCAGAAGUGGGUACAGGUGUUUAGAGACAUAUUUGAAAAAGAUAAUUACCAUCCUAUUCAAGUUGAUGCCUUGGAAGAGUACAACAAUAUCAUUGAGGUCUUCCCGUACCAUGAGCCUGCACUGGAGCAGGCACCCUUCCCUAAGCGCUUCCCUUUUAGUCUAAUGGUUCCAAAGGUUUACAGGGAGGUCAAGAGUUAUAUUGAAGCCUGCCUAGAGUUUUCAGAAGAUUUGAAUUUAAGUCAAACAGAGAAGGAGGAUAUGGUUCGAAAAUCAACCAACCUGCUGCUGACCCGAACUCUGAGCGGCUGCUUGGCUACCCAGAUCAAAAGGCCUGGCUUGCGUUUGCUACAGUUGAUACAGAUCACCAUUAACACCUUACAUCUUGAACAUGCUAAUGUCUUACUAGAACACCAUGUUGCAAAAUUAACAGGGAGUAUAGAAGACAGCAGUAAACCUGGCCUGGGGAGACUACAGGGGAAGGCCAUGUUCAAGGACAUACGGGGAGAAGCCGAGGAGCAGAUUUACACCGCCCUCAGGCACAAGAUAGACGAGUUCUUGGACUUGGCAUCUUAUGACUGGAUGUUAGCUGAACCUCAAGGCACUUCAUCUUCCUAUGUCACUGAUCUCAUAGCCUUCCUUAAUUCAACUUUCACUGCCUUCACUAAUUUACCCGUACGAGUGGCACAGACCGCUUGCAUGUCGGCUUGUCAACAUGUGGCAAAGUCACUGAUGGCAAUGCUGUUAAGUGAAGAUGUCAAACAGAUGUCACUGGCUGCAUUAGAGCAAGUCAACCUUGAUGUAAUACAGUGCGAACAAUUUGCAGCCUUUGAACCAGUAGAAGGUUUUGAGGAGGGUGCUCUAUUGAUGUGCUUCUCCGACCUAAGGCAGCUUUUGGACCUGUUUAUGACGGAAGACUGGUCUACAUAUUUUCAUGAUUACGGAUCAGAGAACUCCAAAUACCUCCGAGUAAACCCCCAUAAUGCCAUCAUCAUUGUAGAAAAGCUGAGAGAAGGUGAAAAGCGUGGGAUGUUCUCCAUACUGAAAAGAAGUGACAAGAAAAAACUACUGGAAACUGUUCUCAAACAGCUUCGGCAGCUGACUCAACAGCAACAUGCGUCAUAAAUCAACUGAUUCUUUCUAGAUCAACAUGUCUCAAAUAUCCUACUUAUUUUUAUUCUGCUAAUGUAACAGUUCCCUAAGUUAACUGUUUGUUUGCUAAAGCACUUUGGAAAUUAAAUUUUAUUGCUUCAUGUUUUGUUUUGUUUUGUUUUUAUAUUGAGAGCCAGGUAGGGUUGGCCAAGUGUUGUAUGCUUCAUUAUACAGUAUGCAGAGCUGGUUACUGUUAUGUUAAGCCCCAGGCUAAGGUAACCCUUCUGAUUAGAACAAUUACACUGACUCCUGGAGAUUGUGCAAGACAUCAUAAAAAGCCAUUACCUUAGCUUUAAGAUGAGAAGUGUUUGGAUAUAGGUAAGUAUUUGAUAUAUUUGUUGGUUUUGUACACCGGUUGAAGAUGGAUGUAUUGUGGUAAGGCAUUGUCAUCUGGAUGUCUGUAAAGUUUUUCUCAUCUGGAGCAGAUGGGUUUUUUAAAUUCACAUGAAUAUACAGUACAAUAUAUCAUUUGACAUUACUGGAUGAAGACAGAACACCAUAUUGAAGUCUGUGUAUCAAGGUCGAGGUCACAGCUAAAGAUCAUAAGUAAGUACGGCAAUAGGUGUACAAUGUACUGUGGUUCUUUGUUUGUAAAUAUUGUUCUUAUAUUAUUGCUGUUGAUAUAAAUUUAAUAAAUUAUAUAAGUGGAAGGUAGGUGUUACAGAUGUAUAUACCAGAGUUUGCUGGAUGAUCACCUUCACCAAUGAACUGCACUGAAUCAUAUUUUUAUUUUAUCAUGUCAUGAUAGAUUCACUUUAAAAUUAACUAGUUACUAUUUAUCACUUCUAAUUGUAUAUAAACUCAAGAACAAUGAAUGUUUGUUUGCAGAGGGAGAGUCUUUGUUACUGUGUAAAAGGAGCUUCACAGGAGGGAGGAGGAGAUACCUUGAUUUGCAAUUUCCUGAAUAUUGUCUUGAGGACUUAGUUUAGUGAGGAUCAAGGUCUAAAAUCAGACAUUUCAGAUAAUUCACCAUUCUUUCUUCGUGUUUCAGGAAUAUGGAGAAUUUUGUGACUUUUCACUGAAUACAUAUUUUAAUUAGUUCCAUACUAGCAGUUAUCACUGAAUGGGUUUGCUGAAUUGGUGGGAUGAUAAUUAAGACUUGGCAAAGAAAUUAAAAAUCAAAGUGAAUAAAAUCUGACUAAAAUCCUUCUUGAACCAAGCCUUCAAUAGCAUGUCAGGUGAGUUUGAUGUGAGACUCGGUUGUUAUAUUUGUGAACAAUGUGUGGUUUAUGUUAUCAUGUGUCCAGUUCAUCUCAUACUUACCAGUGCAUAUCAAGGGAACACCUUUUAUUAGAUAUUUGAUAUUAAAACUUCAGUUUAAAAUAUAUUGAAUCAGUAUCAGAAAGAUAUGUAAAUGAUUGAAUGUUUUAUUCUACUAAGAUAACAUGUUCUGUACAGAAGUUGCAUUAACAUGAUCACUGUGAAUAAUAGAUCCAGUUUGUACAGAUUAAACAAUUGAAAAAUAUAAUAAAA
Molecule: messenger RNA, 3993 nt
Organism: Homarus americanus (American lobster)
Lineage: Eukaryota; Metazoa; Arthropoda; Malacostraca; Decapoda; Nephropidae
Gene: Sec15
Product: exocyst complex component 6B-like
Exons: 15
Coding region: 169-2493 (774 amino acids)
Biological process (GO): intracellular protein transport; exocytosis; Golgi to plasma membrane transport
Cellular component (GO): membrane; exocyst
Source: RefSeq, a predicted model, not a curated record